UUUCUUGCUGAAACGCAUAUCAGGCCGGAACAUCAAAACCAAACUCCUCAAAAACAUCUUUCCAAAGUCUGAGCGUCGUUUGUAGGAAGUCUUCAUAGCCGUUACUCUAACGAUGGGAAAAAUAUGAUCAGUUCAUACAUUGGGAUUUAUUAUUUGAUUCAAGAGUACUAAAGAAUUUUCGUGUACGCUCAACAAAGAAUAUGGGGGUUUUAGACAUACUAACAUAUGUUGGUCUCUCUGUCUCGAGUUUCAGUUUUCUGUUGGUCUUAGUGACUUACUCACUUUUUAAACAGCUUCGAACUUUACCCGGAAUCAACUUGAUGAAUUUCUCUAUGGCACAUUUGUUGGCAGACCUACUUUUCCUUCUAGCAGGCAGUGCAACGAAGCUCACAUGUACAAUAAUCGCCAUUUUAAUGCAUUAUUUCUUUCUAGCGUCCUUCACCUGGAUGUCAUUCAUCGCGUUUGAAACGUGGCGAACUUUUUCCACAAUCUGCAUACAGCGCAGAAAUCUGACCAGAAGUGAAAAGUGUCUUAGUUUAAUGCGAAGAAUUGCAGUGGGAUGGCUUCCUGCUUUUGCUGUUGUGGCAGUGUGUGUAGCACUUCACCUGUUCGACGAUGAUACGUUUCUUUACGGCGCCCGCGCUACUUCGAGCAAAUUCUGCUGGAUAAACAAUCCAACUGCGCUAUUGUUCGCGUUCGCUCUGCCAGUAUUUAUUGCCAUAUUGUUUAACAUUGUACUCUUUUCCUUGACUGUGAUAGCUAUACGAAAAACAAACCGUCAACUGAGAGAAGCAACAUACCAUGCAAAAAACCGCAUAACUGCGGCUGUGUUCGUUAAGAUUUUCAGUUUGAUGGGCUUCACAUGGAUUUUUGGCUUAUUGAUACCGUUACACAGAAGCUUUGAAUACCCAUUUGUCAUAUUUACCACUUUCAUGGGACUGUAUGUAGCGCUGGCGUUUGUGUUUACGCCAAAAAUCAUGAGUUUAUAUCGCGCCAUGCUGUGCGCUAAUAAAACUGAGGUGGUUCCUAUUGGAGCUGAAGUAAAUAACAGCGCCCCUAAACAUGAAAGGCAAAAAACUCAUGAAUGACUAGAUUUAUGAUUUACAAAAACAUAGCAAACAAAGCAGAAAUUCCGUGCAUUACUAUUUCCCUGCUUUACGCUGUAAAAAAUUCACCUAUGGUAAUAUAACGAAAAGGCAAA
Pocillopora verrucosa is the source of this 1201-nucleotide messenger RNA. Its product is annotated as adhesion G-protein coupled receptor G6-like. Gene Ontology annotation, cellular component: membrane. Gene Ontology annotation, biological process: cell surface receptor signaling pathway; G protein-coupled receptor signaling pathway. The record is from RefSeq and is a predicted model, not a curated record. Gene Ontology annotation, molecular function: G protein-coupled receptor activity. Lineage: Eukaryota; Metazoa; Cnidaria; Anthozoa; Scleractinia; Pocilloporidae.